AUCAAGUUUUCAAAUUUCAGUUGUCAGUUGUCAGCCAAGCGAGGCGGACGUGUGUGUUACUCAGUGAAGCAGUGCGCGGAGCUUUUAAACAUGGCUCUGCUACGCCGGCUGGCAGUGAACGCUCCUCGUGGGAUUCGCGUACUUUCCACGCCAUCCUCGAGUCGGGACGAGCUCGAUCUGUCAUUUAACAGUCCGAAAGACGCUUUCAAGAGUAAGAAGACCAGCGAAUUAGUCCGAGCGUACCUCGUCUACCAAAUAUGUUCGAUCAACUGGAUUGUGGAGAACAACGACAUGUUGAUGAGGAGGCUCCGGCAGCUGGUCGGCCAGCGCAUGUUCGAGGCCAUUAUGAAGGCGACCUUCUACGGGCAGUUCGUGGCUGGCGAGGAUCAGAAUAAGAUCAGGCCCACUAUUGACAGGUUGCGCUCAUUUGGCGUCAAAUCGAUCCUGGACUACUCCGUGGAGGAGGACCUCUCGCAGGAGGAGGCCGAGAAGCGCGAAGUCAGCGCGUCGGUGUCCACGAAAUUUGUUAGAAGAUAUUUCUGA
Messenger RNA from Zerene cesonia (dogface butterfly), 543 nucleotides. Its product is annotated as proline dehydrogenase 1, mitochondrial-like. The coding region runs from base 91 to 543 and encodes 150 amino acids. NCBI's taxonomy places the organism in Eukaryota, Metazoa, Arthropoda, Insecta, Lepidoptera, Pieridae. Gene Ontology annotation, molecular function: FAD binding; proline dehydrogenase activity. The transcript has 5 exons. The record is from RefSeq and is a predicted model, not a curated record. Gene Ontology annotation, cellular component: mitochondrion.